Messenger RNA from Rotaria sp. Silwood2, 1140 nucleotides. The record is from the annotation of a GenBank genome assembly. NCBI's taxonomy places the organism in Eukaryota, Metazoa, Rotifera, Eurotatoria, Philodinida, Philodinidae.
AUGAAUGUAUCAUUAUUAUGGAGUUCAUCAAUAAAUAUUGAAAAUUCAACGAAUACAUUUUCAUCUUCAUCCCGAAUUCUCAAUGUUCUAUCAACUAGUUACACAUCAACAAGUAAAAUAAUUGAAAAUGAAUUUACAUCAUCUUCAUUAUCACAAACAUCUACUACAUCUCAAACAGUAUCAACAAUAGCAUCAGUUAAUUCACUUGUUGAUCAAAUGAAUUCUUAUCGUGUAAUUGAUAUACUUGCUCGUAUAAAACAUUGUGAUUCAAAUAUGAAAUUAAACGAUAUAUGUGAAACAUAUUCAAUUGAUAAUAAUACAAAUUUAUUAAUACGUCAAUCAAAUAUUGAAUUUCAUACAUUGCAACAUCUUUCUGAUGUUCUUGUUGAUCGAAUAAUUCUACAAAAAUUAAAUGAAUUUUGUGUACCAAUUAAAUGGUGUUUGAAAAAUUUAUCCGAAAGUGAUAUUUAUUUCACUUAUAGUAUUAUACAAGAACGUGGACGUUCAUUUUGUUACUUAGAGCAAUGUCAUUCACGACUAUUAGUAUUUAUUAAUACAUGCCCAAUACUUUCGAAUACGAAUAUGAGCAUACCGACAUUAAAAUUAUUACCAAUGUUAUGUACUCUUUAUAAUGAACAAGAACGUUGGAGUUCAACUGAGUGUAUAGAAGAAAUCGUUUAUCUUCUUCAUAUGCUUUAUGCUUUUUGGCCUCAAAUUGAGAAAUGUUAUUAUGAUAUUUCUGCUGGUUUUGAUGUUUGUACACCUGAAUGUCAAACAUUUAAUGAUAUUUUGAAUAAAGCAAAAAUUCAAUGUGAUGUUAAUGGAACUUUUUUAACUCGAGUACCUGCUUUAGAUUGGUAUCAAUCGAUUAAUUUAAAAGAAAUAUGUCAUCAAAAAUAUGCUUCAACAACGCAUCGAUUUAUCUAUUCAUCAAAACGUCGGUCAAAUCCAAAUAAUCGACGAUUUGAUAAUAAUUAUCAAUAUACUCGAUUAAAUGAUUCGCCAUUUGAAUUUGCAACCAAUACUGAAAUUUCAAAUACGAGUUCAACAACAAAUCGGAUAAUGGACGAUGAAUCACAAUUUGAUUCAAAUGAUCGUUUUCGUUCAGUCGAAUACCAACGAUUACUACAUGCAGAAUGA